UCCAAGAUGUCAGCGCCCUUGCGGCAUGCGACUUUCUCAUUAAUGUCAUACAGUAGAUACCGUUGUAUAAAAACUGCCACUUUAGAAAGACAAACUAAUUUAUGUUUUUGGAAUACAAAUCUUCCAUCUUUAGAUUUAUCAUGUUAUCUCAUGUCUUAUCGAUUUUAUUGCCAGUGUUAUCGUUAUUUACGAAGAUCCAGCAAAAUAAACAAAUCGAAAGUAGCACUAUUACCUAGAAACAACAGAAAUAAUUUAUCAACAGAUGCAUGUACUCCAAGAUAUGUACUUGGUAUUGAAACAAGUUGUGACGAUACUGGUGCUGCAGUGGUUGAUUACCAUGGAAAUAUUAUUGGAGAAGCACUGAACUCUCAAACACGAAUACAUGUGGAGAUGGGAGGAAUAAUUCCUAUCAUUGCCAGGGACUUACAUAAACAAAAUAUUGCUAAUGUUGUGGAUGAAGCGAUAAAAAAUGCUAAAUUAUCAAAUCAGGAUAUAGAAGCAAUUGCUGUUACAACAGAACCAGGAUUGGCUUUAUCACUGUUUAUAGGAGUCAAUCAUGCCAAAAUGUUAGCAAGCAAAUACAGGAAACCUGUUAUUCCUAUUCACCAUAUGGAGGCACAUGCUUUAACAGUUAGAAUGGUAGAAAGAGUAGAGUUUCCAUAUCUAGUUUUACUCGUGAGUGGUGGCCAUUGUUUAUUGGCAUUAGCACAGGAUGUCAACAAGUUCCUGUUGCUUGGACGAGGCUUAGAUGAUUCACCUGGAGAUGCCUUUGACAAGACAGCACGACAAAUGAAACUGAAGAAUUUAAAAGAAUGUGCUGGUCUUAGUGGUGGAGAAGCUGUAGAAUUAAUGGCUAAAACUGGAAAUCCCAAAUCAUUUCAAUUCCCUGGAGUAUUGUCACAAAACAGAGAUUGUAACUUUUCCUUUUCUGGUCUCAAAUUUCAUGCCAAAAAUCUAAUUUUCCAAGAAGAAUUAAAACAAGGUAUUGAUGGAGGGAAUGUUCUUCCCAAUGCUGGAGAUAUAUGUGCUUCAUUUCAAGAUGGCAUUGUAAAGCAUUUGCUACAUCGCAUACGUCGUGGUUUGUUGUAUUCUGAACUGAAACAGCUAUUACCUGCAGAAAAUAAAACUCUGGUUUUGUCUGGUGGUGUAGCUAGUAAUAUGUAUAUAAGACAAGAAAUAGAAAACUUAUGUCAACAUUUUAAUUGUCGGUUGGUUUGCCCACCACCAAAACUUUGUACAGAUAAUGGCGUAAUGAUUGCUUGGAAUGGUAUUGAAAAAUUAAAGAGGGAAAUAGACUUGGUACAGGUGAAUGACUUUGAUGAGAUUGAUCUUAAGCCAAGGUCACCAUUAGGUAUUGAUAUGACAGAAGAUGUUAUACGAGCAAAUAUCAAAGUACGAGGAAAACUACCUGUCUGAUUGAUUUGGUGCAGUUUACAAUAUAUUGACCUGUAAUAAUAAUCACCUUUGAUCUUGUUGUUGUCCUGUAUGGUUUUAGAUUUGUUGUUAUUACUUGUCUUUGUGUAUUUGAGGCAAUUGGAUGGCUGAAUGAUUAGCAUGUGCGCGCUGUAUCAUAAGGUCUGUCAUUGAGUCAACUGGCGUAGUUUCGAUUACCCGGUUGUACGUGACAAGGAGUAGGGUCACCUGUCCAACCCCGCGGGUUUUCUCUGGGUCCUAUGGUUUCCUCCCACUGCUAAAGACCCCUACGCAAGACCCCUACGCGCAAGCAAAUUAUUGAAAUAAAAUUGAACCAUAUGUUAGUCGCGAAAUGACCUAGUUUGUGCUGAGUGGACGUUAAACCCCAUCUCCAUCUCUCUCUUUCUCUCUCUCUCUCUCUCUCUCUCUAUUAUACACCUUGUCCAUCUUUGCUUUAUAAAUGUUUAUAAAAUUGUUCAAGGGCUUUAAUAAAAUGUUA
Patella vulgata (common limpet) is the source of this 1912-nucleotide messenger RNA. Its product is annotated as tRNA N6-adenosine threonylcarbamoyltransferase, mitochondrial. The transcript has 10 exons. Gene Ontology annotation, cellular component: mitochondrion. Lineage: Eukaryota; Metazoa; Mollusca; Gastropoda; Patellidae. The coding region runs from base 7 to 1416 and encodes 469 amino acids. Gene Ontology annotation, biological process: tRNA threonylcarbamoyladenosine modification. The record is from RefSeq and is a predicted model, not a curated record.